CCUUCCCUUUCAGCCUACAAGGAAAAAAUGAAGGAGCUGUCCAUGCUGUCGCUGAUCUGCUCCUGCUUCUACCCGGAGCCUCGCAACAUCAACAUCUACACCUAUGAUGACAUGGAGGUGAAGCAGAUCAACAAGCGUGCCUCUGGCCAGGCUUUUGAGUUGAUCUUGAAGCCACCAUCUCCCAUCUCAGAAGCUCCACGAACUUUAGCUUCUCCAAAGAAGAAAGACCUGUCUCUGGAGGAGAUCCAGAAAAAGCUAGAGGCUGCGGAGGAAAGAAGAAAGUCUCAGGAGGCUCAGGUGCUGAAACAAUUGGCAGAGAAGAGGGAGCACGAGCGAGAAGUCCUCCAGAAGGCUUUGGAGGAGAAUAACAACUUCAGCAAGAUGGCGGAGGAGAAGCUGAUUCUGAAAAUGGAACAAAUUAAGGAAAACCGUGAGGCUAAUCUAGCUGCUAUCAUUGAACGUCUGCAGGAAAAGGAGAGGCAUGCUGCGGAGGUGCGCAGGAACAAGGAGCUCCAGGUUGAACUGUCUGGCUGA
This is a messenger RNA of Arvicola amphibius (Eurasian water vole), 534 nucleotides long. RefSeq names its product stathmin 2 (gene Stmn2). The transcript is spliced from 4 exons. Bases 28 to 534 code for a protein of 168 amino acids. The record is from RefSeq and is a predicted model, not a curated record. NCBI's taxonomy places the organism in Eukaryota, Metazoa, Chordata, Mammalia, Rodentia, Cricetidae. Gene Ontology annotation, cellular component: cytoplasm; neuron projection; growth cone. Gene Ontology annotation, biological process: regulation of microtubule polymerization or depolymerization; microtubule depolymerization; neuron projection development. Gene Ontology annotation, molecular function: tubulin binding.